GACUCUGGGUGUUGGAAGCUCUUCCUUUGCCAAUAACAGCUCUUAUUCCCAUGGUCCUUUUCCCGCUCAUGGGUGUUCUGAAUUCGAGUAAAACCUCGAUCAGUUAUUUAAAUGAAACGAACAUGAUGUUAGUGGGAGGUCUUAUUAUUGCCAUAGCAGUUGAACAUUGUAAACUGCACACCAGAAUUGCUCUCAACGUUAUUAAUUUAGUGGGGUGCAGCCCCAGAAGACUGAACGUGGGACUUUGCUCGGUCACCAUGUUUAUAUCCAUGUGGAUUUCCAACACAGCAGCUACGGCCAUGAUGAUUCCAAUCAUACAAGCAACACUGGAGUCUCUAGAGAGAGAAGGCGUUAUAGAUAUGUUCGAGAAACAAGAUAAAUCUGAACAGAUAACCGCUCCCGAGGAAGAUCUGGAAAAAGAUGAACAGGAUAAGAGAAGACCCACAAAAAUAACGAUGUGCUAUUUCAUAUCAACAGCCUACGCAGCUUCAAUAGGAGGAAGUGGAUGCGUUAUUGGUUCAGGGACGAAUUUAGCCUUCAAAGGGCUCUAUGAAGCUCGAUUUCCUGAUAGUCCAGGUGUGGAAUUUGAUAAAUGGAUGAUACUGAACGUUCCGAUAAUGUUGAUAACGAUGAUUAUCGGAGUGGUAUGGUUUCAGUUUUAUUUCCUGGGACUUUUCAGACCCAAAUCGGAAGACGCAAAGAAAGUUGAAGUAGGACCAGAAGGACGACUUAUAGCCAAAGGUGUCAUCAGGGACCAUAUAGAAGAACUUGGUCAAAUGUCUGCCCAUGAGAUAUCCGUAGGAAUAUGCUUCGUGCUCUCUAUAUUAUUGUGGUUCUUCCGGAAGCCAGGCUUCAUCAAAGGAUGGGUGGAAUAUUUCACCAGUAUAAAGGUAGGUGACGCUACUGUAGCCAUUUUGGUUGUCAUGAUCCUCUUCCUCGUUCCAUCCAAUCCGAACUUCAUAUAUGCGUUCAGCAAGGAUGAGCAGAAGAGGCCGAAAACAGCGUCCCCGGCGCUACUGACUUGGAAGAUCGUCAACCAGAAGAUGCCUUGGGGCUUAGUCUUCCUGCUGGGGGGUGGUUUCGCGAUGGCGGAUGGAUCAAAGGAGAGCGGCAUGAGUGCCAUGAUCGCGGGAUGGUUGAGAGAAUUCGGUUCUUUGGACAGAAAUUACGUCAUGAUUAUCGCGUGCUGUACGGUAAUUGUAAUCACGCAGAUUUUCUCGAGUAAUGUCGCCUGUGCUACCAUAGUACUUCCGGUUAUGGCAGAUUUGUCAGUGAUUUCCAAGCUACAUCCAAUGUUCCUCAUGAUGCCAUCUUCCCUCUCUUGUUCAUUAGCGUUUUGUUUGCCAGUGUCAACUCCUCCAAACGCGAUUGCUGCUGCACCCUGUAACAUGCCAACCUGGGAAAUGAUGAAAGUUGGAUUUGGGAUGAUUGUUAUAGCUGCUGGGGUACUUUUCUGCAUAUAUCCCUUCUACGGAACACUCAUCUGGGAUUUUGAUACUUACCCGACGUGGGCAGUUUAGAAACUGUUUCAAGUUUCAACCCUUACGCUGGUUAUAUACUUUAAGAUUUAUCAUUUUUUCAAUACAAUUGUUGUUUAUUAAAACCGUUGUGUAUCAA
This is a messenger RNA of Leptinotarsa decemlineata (Colorado potato beetle), 1617 nucleotides long. RefSeq names its product protein I'm not dead yet. Gene Ontology annotation, biological process: succinate transport; transmembrane transport; citrate transport. The record is from RefSeq and is a predicted model, not a curated record. Lineage: Eukaryota; Metazoa; Arthropoda; Insecta; Coleoptera; Chrysomelidae. Gene Ontology annotation, molecular function: succinate transmembrane transporter activity; citrate transmembrane transporter activity. Gene Ontology annotation, cellular component: plasma membrane.